AUGCUGCGUCCACACCGUGUCAUGUUCCGCGCUCUGCUUCUGGCAGUGGAUGUGGCAUCUCUGGACCAGUACACGACCAUGACAUCUGUAGAAGCGUCUUUUGCUUUCGGUGAUGCGAACAGUGGGCUCCAGGUGGGCCAGAGCUUCGCUUCAAUCUCGGCCGAGUUUCACCUUCCCCCUGAACGAGCAGAAACUCCGCCGCUCCCAUGCUCCACUGUCCCUCUCCUCCGCGAUCCGAAUUAUGUAUCACGAUUGGCACUCCUGAAUGAUGUCGACUCAAGGGCCUCAGUACCAAGAGCACGAGUAGCAGUGGUCGGACUUGGAGGAACAGGAAAGACGCAGCUUGCAGUCGAGUACGCGGACUCAGUACAUACGCGAUCGCCGUCCACAUGGAUAAUAUGGAUAUCUGCCCACAACGCGGCGCGCGUGCAGCAGAGUGUGAAAGAUGUUGCAGACCGACUAAAGAUUCGCGGGCGAAAUGACUCGAAAGAAGAUUUGCUAGAACUGCUCAAACGAUGGCUCGGGGAUAAGAGCAAAGGAAAGUGGCUUGCAAUACUGGACAAUUUCGACGAUGUUGACGUUUUCGCAUCUUCUCACAAUGACACAGUGGACCGACGCCGGUUGAGUGACUACUUUCCGGUGUGCGAUCAUGGCUCAGUGGUGAUCACAACAAGAUCAAAGACAGUUGCGCAUCAGCUGGUCUACGAGCAGUCCAUCAUUGUUGUAGAACCAAUGGAUGCUCAGCACGCGAGUGUGCUCCUAGAAAAGAAAUUGGGAUCGCACGGGCGAGAUGGGUACGACCGACUGGCCGCUGCUUUGGACUACUUGCCCCUAGCCAUGUCGCAGGCGUCAGCAUACAUCCGCGAGAGAGGAGAACGCAGCUCGCUCCAGCAUUAUCUGCAUCAGAUCGAGAAGAACCAUCAAUCACGGAUAAAACUCCUGCCACGCGGCGAAAAGCUGCCGAAUUGCGACUGGGAGGCGAUCAAAUCGGUCAUCACGACUUGGCAGAUCUCGUUCGAAUACAUAUCUCAAUAG
Cercospora beticola is the source of this 1035-nucleotide messenger RNA. RefSeq lists its product as uncharacterized. Gene Ontology annotation, molecular function: ADP binding. The record is from RefSeq and is a predicted model, not a curated record. Lineage: Eukaryota; Fungi; Ascomycota; Dothideomycetes; Mycosphaerellales; Mycosphaerellaceae.